Messenger RNA from Xiphophorus couchianus (Monterrey platyfish), 2741 nucleotides. RefSeq names its product galactosylceramidase b (gene galcb). The transcript has 17 exons. Gene Ontology annotation, biological process: galactosylceramide catabolic process. The coding region runs from base 72 to 2078 and encodes 668 amino acids. Lineage: Eukaryota; Metazoa; Chordata; Actinopteri; Cyprinodontiformes; Poeciliidae. Gene Ontology annotation, molecular function: galactosylceramidase activity. The record is from RefSeq and is a predicted model, not a curated record. Gene Ontology annotation, cellular component: lysosome.
GACUCUUAGCACGCGGAAGCGCGCUUAUCAGAGUGAGUCGGAGCGCGCAGGGUUUUGUCCAGACUGACGGCAUGGAUCAGCGGGUGUUCUGGGUGUUUGCCUCCGCAGUGUGCCUCCUCUCCCUCACCCUGCACUCUUCGUCCGGGCAGACCUACCCGCUGACUGAUGAUGGGGGUCUGGGCAGAGUGUUUGACGGGAUCGGAGGGUUGAGCGGUGGAGGGGCCACAUCCCGGUUACUUGUGAACUAUGCUGAGCCGUACCGGAGCCAGAUCCUGGACUACCUGUUUAAGCCAAACUUUGGAGCCUCUUUGCACAUUCUGAAGGUGGAGAUCGGAGGAGAUGCUCAGACUACAGAUGGAACGGAGGCUUCACACAUGCACUACGAGAACGACGAGAACUACUUCAGAGGCUACGAGUGGUGGCUGAUGAAGGAGGCCAAGAAGAGGAACCCGAACAUAACGCUAAUAGCGUUACCCUGGGCGUUCCCCGGCUGGGUCGGCCGUGGGAAGAACUGGCCUUAUGACUUCCCAGAUGUUACUGCAGCGUACGUGGUGAACUGGGUCAUAGGAGCCAAGAAAUACCACGACUUGGACAUUCAGUAUAUUGGGAUUUGGAAUGAGCGGACGUUCGACUCAAAGUACAUCAAGCUGCUGCGGUACACUCUGGACAAGACUGGUUUGGAGUCGGUUCGGAUCGUAGCCAGCGAUAACCUGUGGGAGCCCAUUACCGUGUCGCUGAUGCUCGACCCAGAGCUCAGCAGCGCCGUAGACGUGAUAGGGGCUCACUACCCAGGAACUACCACAGUGCCGCAGGCCUUGACCACAAAGAAAAAGCUGUGGUCAUCAGAGGACUACAGCACCUUCAACAAUGAGGUGGGAGGAGGCUGCUGGGCGCGGAUCCUCAACCAGAACUACGUCAAUGGACAAAUGACUGCAACCAUCUCCUGGAACCUGGUGGCCAGUUAUUACGAGGAGCUGCCGUUCGGCAGAGACGGGCUGAUGACAGCUCAGGAACCUUGGAGUGGAAACUACGUGGUGGAGUCUCCGAUCUGGAUCACAGCCCACAGCACACAGUUCACUCAGCCUGGAUGGACAUACCUGCAGACUGUUGGACACUUUGCUCAGGGAGGAAGUUAUGUGGCCCUGACAGACGGGCAUGGAAACCUGACUGUUGUCAUAGAAACCAUGACUCAUGAUCACUCCAUCUGCAUCAGACCUCCUCUCCCUCCCUUCAAUGUCACGUCCCAGAAUGCAACAUUUCAGCUGAAAGGGUCCUUUGCCUCCAUCAAAGAGCUGCAGGUGUGGAGGUCGCACUUUGACUUCAAGGCGAAGAACCACUCACUGUUCGAGAAGCUGCCUCCUGUGAAGCUUGUAGAUGGAUCAUUUACUCUGAAUCUGGCUGAAGAUGAAGUUUAUACUCUGACCACCAUCCGGACUGGACAGAAAGGAAGCUUCCCUGAGCCGCCACCUUCAGCCCGCUUCCCUAAAGCCUACAAGGACAACUUUGAUAUUCGAAACCCUCCGUUUUCUGAGGCCCCUAACUUCGCCGACCAAACCGGUGUGUUUGAGUACUACAUUAACCUGACUGACCCCGGACCACAUGCCUUCACACUACGGCAGGUGGUGAUGGAAAGACCGAUCACCUGGGCAACGGACGCCGAUCAAACCAUCACUGUCAUCGGAGACUACCAGUGGCAGGACAUGGUGGUUACCUGCGAUGUAUUUAUGGAGAACGUAAAAAGCGGCGGUGUGUUCGUGGCAGCCCGGGUGGAUAAAGGAGGCCAGUCAGUACGCAGCGCUAUGGGAGUCUUCUUCUGGGUGUUUGCCGAUGGAUCGUACAAGGUUACCAAUGAUCUGGCUGGACAGUCGGUGCUGGCAGAGGGACUGUCAGGAACCAGACCUUUUGAUUGGCACAACUUGUCCCUUUCUGUAAAGGGUCAGAGCGCCUCCGGAAUGGUGGACGGACGGCAGCUGUGGAAAGUCACUGGAGUUUCUUCACCGAAGAACGGCUGGGCAGCAAUCGGAACGCACUCGUUUGAACUGGCUCAGUUUGAUAACUUUAAUGUGUUGGCAGAAUAAAGAUGGAAUAGGGAAAUUAUUCUUUCUUGAUUUAAAAAAACUUUGGAAACUUGAUUGAUUUUUGCACAAAUGAAGAGAACAGGAUGUAUGUAAUGAUGGAAAGUACACUGGAGCUCUGAGCUCUACUGCUUAAUUAAUUUUGCACUGCUUUUGUUUUUGAUUUUUAUGUUUUUUCACGUUCAAGGGAACACAAAGACCACACUAUGAGCUUUUUAAGGAACAUUUUGUCUGAACUGCCUCACCAUGAAUUAUGAUUCAAAAUGAAUGUGAUGAAUCCAUUUCAUUCUGGAGGAGUACCCCAUUAAAUGUUACUGUUGGUGUUUUUAUUAGACUUUUGCCUGAAUUUGUUUAUUAAAUAUUUUUACCUGUAAUGUUGUGAUUAGACAAUUAAAAAUAAUCUGUAUUUCUAACAUUUUAUUUGACUUUUAUUUCCAUUUAGGCUAUACAACUUAAGUUACAACAUGUUCUUUCCUCUUCAGCUUCAUUUUAUCUAUUAAAAUCCAUCCAGUUCUGCUUGGACACCCCUGGGAAAGAUGUUAUUCAAGGCAGUUGUUUUUGCUAUAUAUUUCUGCUAAUAAUGAUGUACUGUAAAAAAAAAAAAAAAAAAAAGUAAAUGUAUUGUUGCCCAAUAAAGUCUAAUCUGGCAUUUAUUGGUGUACAGAG